This is a messenger RNA of Monomorium pharaonis (pharaoh ant), 5960 nucleotides long. Its product is annotated as vanin-like protein 1. The record is from RefSeq and is a predicted model, not a curated record. The coding region runs from base 662 to 2392 and encodes 576 amino acids. Gene Ontology annotation, molecular function: hydrolase activity, acting on carbon-nitrogen (but not peptide) bonds, in linear amides. The transcript is spliced from 11 exons. NCBI's taxonomy places the organism in Eukaryota, Metazoa, Arthropoda, Insecta, Hymenoptera, Formicidae.
CACACGCCGUCGGAAGCUAACGUGCGAAACGUCAUCGGCUGAUAGAUGACAAAGUAAGUCUUCGCGCUACACGGCACGAUAAUGGAUCUCGCGAAUCGAUGUCGCGACAUAUACAAACGCGUGUUCACGUCUAUUAUUAGCUAGGCAGAAGAGAGCCUCGGUGGUAUAGGUACUUGCCGCGUAUCCAAUUUUAAUGACUCGGGUAAAGUGGAAGAGACCAUCGUUUAUCGUAAUUCCUCAAUCUCCCAGCCUUACGCCUUCGCUAAGCCUAAAAUGGAAAUUCGAUUCGAAGCCGAGGUUCUUUGAAGCUAUAAGUGAGAAGUUUAGUCUUAGCUCUUCAGAGCUCGACUCGUGAGAGGCGCAUUUGAUUGCUAAGUACUGUCAGCGCCUAGAUGGAACCGCUGAGAGAAUCCAUGCGUGACGAUUAUUGCCAACCCCUCCCCCUGUGGAUCCGCGAUUUAAUGGACUGGAUGCCAGUGCCACCUCAUUUCACCCUAUCCCGCCCUACCAUCAGUGCUGCUGCAAUCUUUUUAUGCUAUAUGGGCUGUACAGUAUGUAUCGAUACAAUCGUUGCAAAAUGUCCGAUUGAGAUUGAUUCACGAGGCGAAGUAGCCGCACUGGCGAGAUCGUGGAAGGGAAAUUUCUGGCGAGAUAUACAUACAUGCCAGUAGAAUUACAGUCCGCACGAAAUAACCUCACGCUCAAGAAACUUGUAACGCCCACAGUGCUUACGCUUAUACAAAUGAAUAUACUCCAGAAACAGUUUAAAUUGUCGAAUAUGAAUCGGCACUGGAUUAUUGGUUAUUUACUAGUAGUAUGUGCACAUCUAUCGCAUCAGAGAUCAACACUAGACGCAACAACGUACGUAGCGGCUGUAGUAGAGUAUCCCUCAAAAUAUUUAACUAACAUCAGUGAAACUUUGAAAGUAAAUUCCGAUGCGUAUGUCAGACUUAUUACAAAAGCAGGUCAUCUUUAUAAAGCUGAUAUAAUUGUUUUCCCUGAAGAUGGUUUGACCUCAACGCAUUUGCCAGAGAGAGAAGAAAUGGAAGAUUGGACAACUAUUAUACCUAGUGCCUCGGACAAUUAUACACCUUGUACUCAAAAUACUGUUGAAGUCAGCGAGGCAUUGAAAAAAAUAUCAUGUGCUGCAAGCGACAAUGAAAUCUAUGUAGUAAUCAAUAUCGCUGAGAAAGCAGCUUGCAAUUCCACACCUUGUCCAAAGGACAAAAUAUUCUAUUACAACAGUAAUGUUGUAUUCGAUCGCACAGGAAAGAUUAUUGCCAGGUAUCGUAAAGUGAAUCUUUUUGCAACGGAACCCCAAUUUAAUGUGACACCAAUACCAGAAGUAGUGACUUUCGAUACUGACUUUGGAGUGAAAUUCGGAACUUUUAUAUGCUUUGAUAUUUUAUUUCGUGAACCUGCAUUGCAAUUGACAAGAGAACAUAAAGUUACUGACAUUGUAUAUCCUACAGCAUGGUAUUCUGAGGCACCAUUCUUAACAGCUGUGCAAACGCAAGCUGGAUGGUCAUUUGCUGAAGAUGUAAACCUCUUAGCUUCGGGCUAUAACAGACCUGACGUUGGCAAUGUUGGUAGUGGAAUUUACUUAGGUCGUAAAGGAGACGGUAUAGCAAUAAUGCCUAAUACUAUACACGAAGAAAUAUUGAUAUUUAAUGUACCCAAAAUAAAAAAGAAAAGUAGAUAUGAAAAAAAUCGCAGUCAUUCAAAAAAGGAUGAACUGAAAGCUGAGUCAUAUCACAAUGGAAAGGAGUAUAUACACGAAGAAUUACGUAAAAAGCAGAAAAACAAUAUAACAUAUAACGAUAAAAUAUUCCUGUUACACGAAGAUAUUUACGCUUUUGAAACAGUUUCUUUGAAAGAAAGAAGUUUCACUGGAAUCAUACAAACUGUCUGCCAAAAUGAUUUCUGCUGCGAGUUUACAGUAGAAAUUACGAAAGUAGAUCCAAAUACAAAAUAUCGUUUAGUAGUUUUUAAUGGUAUUCGUCGUUACGUUGCCGUUAAAGCUAAAGUGCGUGUAUGCGGCAUAGUACAAUGCUCGAGUGACUCGAUCUUGUCAUGCGGUUCUGUGCAAGAAUCAAAUACAGUUUUUAGCAAUAUUGAAAUAGUGGCAAAGUUCCACAAUUAUAAAAACAAUUUAAUUAUGCCUUCUACAUUAGGUUCAGAUUUACUUCCUCUAAAAGAUUGGACAUUUAAUGAAUACACUCACGACAAUAACAUAAACGUUAACAUGUUCCUAAAUAACGAUACAAAUAAUUUAGUAACGUUUGGAAUAUAUUCGAGAGACUUUAAUACAAACACUGAAACCAGAACAUACUUUUAUAUCAUUGUUUACAUUGUAGCAUUAUUACUGACGUUCUUAUUUAAAUUGCAUUAAUUUGUCUAUUUAUAUAUAUAAUCGACUUUUAUAUGUGUUUAAAUAUAUUAGCUAUAUAUAUUCCUACAAACUUUUAUACGACAUACUUUCCAGAAAUUAUUUUCUAUGUUUGUUUGUUGGCAAAUAUUAUAAUUCAAGAGAACUUUCUUUUCCUAAAUUUUCUUUUUUUCAAUCUAAAGAAAAUUAAAUUAAAAGUUUUUUUAAUUAGCACUUUUUCUUGUCAAUUGGCAACUUAACAUCUAACGUCUAAACAUAUAACAAAUAUUUUUAACAUUAUAUAUAAGUGAAGAGUGUUAUAUUUUUGAUAGAAUUAUGUACAAAUAUUCUAGAAUUCUCUAGUUCUAAUCUUCUAUUCUUAAUGGUUGUGAAGUUAUUAUUAUUAUAAAAAAUUAUUAUUAUAAAUUUACUUUUUAAUUUGCUAUCGUACAUUAUACUAAAACUAAAAUAGUUUUUGUCAGCUUAACUCUCCGUUCAAACUAUUUGAUAUUUUGAUUACAGAAAAAAAUAUAAAGGAAAAAAUAAUUUAUGCAGAUAUCGUGCAUAAUGUAUGAUGCAGUAUUGAUACGUUGGAACUUUCUCUUUAUAAUAAAUGAUAUUAAAGUUUUAACCGCUUGUUUUAACCGCUAAUUUUUAUUUUUGACCGCUUUUAGUCGUUAUGAAUUACAUUUUACAUUACAUACCAUAUUACAAAAAAUAUAAUAAAUAUAAUAAACAAACAGAAAAGUCCGUAAUUCUGCGUAGACCCACGUGAAUUACGUAUCACGUAAAAUCGAUGGAACAUGAAAAUCGUGUUAAUCAUUUUUAUAAUACGGUCUAUUCGCUAAAAAAGUAGAAUAUCAGAUAAUAAUUCAGAAUAUUAUUUUAUAAUAGAAAACCCGCUUAUAAUAUAACAAUAUCAGUUCAUCUAUCAUUUUUCAUUUUUAUGUACUAAUUAGCAGAUUAGCGAAAAUUGACGAAAUAAUGUUUACUUGAAAAUCUAAAUCUCUAUGGUUGAAAAUUGUUCACAUGUCUGCGAAUCUUAUUUUUAAAGAAGCUUAUCUUAUCUUUGGUUUUAUCAUUAUUUGUACACAAAAGUAUUAAAUGAGAAUUCAAAAUUCAACGAAAGAAUUCUGUUAUGAAAAUGUCCAUAGUUUUUAAUUCUGAAGUAAUUUAUAAAGAAAUAAAUAAACAUUUUAAAUAAGAGAAUUUUAAAUAUACGUCUCAAUCGCGGUAUUUAUUUAUACAAACAUAACUAAACUUUAUUCUAAAUAAUAACUUGAAAAUGUGUUCAAUGAUUUUUCAAAUCGCAUAGAAAAUUUUGAUUUUAAGGUAAUAACAUGAAUGCAAUUACCUUCCCAUUUUCACAUAAUUGUACAUGAAUAAUCUAUGGUCUCUUAUGACAACCAAACACUUUAAUUCUUAUAUUUGUAAAUAUUAUACAUUUAUUUCUUAUAAUAGUCUGUCGUACCUUAUCUGAUUUCUUAGACUUUCUCUUUAUAAUUUUAUGUGUCAUGUAUAUGCGCGCACGUGUGUGUGUUUAAAUAUUUUGUACAUGUAUGUAUUCUCGAAAAAUAGUUCUAAAAUCUAAUUUUUUUAAAUGCUUUUUAAGUUGAUUAUUAGUUCAGCAUUAGUAGUGACUAUUAAAACACAAUCUAUAUUACAAUGCAUUUAUAUCAAAUACACAUAUAGUAUAUCAUAAAGAUAUAGACAUACGUGUAUCAUGUGUUCUAAUAAAGUUUCCCCUCUCAAUAUAAAAAAAAAGAGAUAGCUUUAUGCAUAUAAAUUCUCUCUCUCUCUCUCUCUCUCUCUCUCUCUCUCUCUCUCUCUCUCUCUCUCUCUCUCUCUCUCUCUCUCUCUCUCUCUUUCUCUCUGUAGGAAUAUUUCCAAAAGUACUGAAAGCUAGUGUUUGACAUAGGAUUUUUUACAAUAGUUAUUUUUCUAUUCUAGCUAAAAAGACGAUCAAAAUUUAUAGUAAAAAAUUGUGUUGAAUUUGAUUAGCUGCCAAUUUUGUUCAAAUGCAAUAUUUGGAAAAACGAUUACAUUAAACACUACAUCUAUCUACAUAUAUAUUUAUAUCUAUCUAUCUAUAUAUAUUUCAACUUUAUAAAGCUUAUGCUGUUUUAUUUUUUGAUGAGUUCUGUGAAAAUAGCAAUAGUUAUUGUAAACCGUUUUUAAAAACGUGAUUUAUGAAAACUUAAAUAGCAACGUCGUUUUAUAUUAUUUUUUAAUAAAUGUAAAUGUGUCAAAUACGAGCACAACCUCUCUCUUUCCCAUUCCGUUCUUUUUCUUUCCACAAAAAAAAGUUAAGCCUUGUUUUGACUCGUUUCAACAUGAAAAUAAGAAACGUCUGCGCGUUUCCUGUUUAUAAAUGUAUAGGUAAAUUUAUUUUUCCUCUUGCGAAAUUAAUAUUGCGCGUUUACGCUGGUAUAAAGCACAGUAUGUUCGAAGAAAUCCGAUCUAAUCGCCACGGAAUGUCCGAUUGGGAACGCUUCGUGGAAAAAACCGAGUUAGCAUCCGCGCUGACAGGAAAGAAACUUGAAGUUUCUAACGAGCUGUUCAUGUGCACCAGUAGCAUUACGUUUCGCGCGUGAUAAACUUGUCGCGGCUGCAGUGCUGUUACGAUUAUAUAAGUGAAUUUAACACCAGAUAAUUUUAACAACUUUUUUCAACGAAUCCAUCUUUUAACAUCAGCUCUUCCUUCACCAAAUUUCAGCGUGUGUUCUACGAGUAAAAGGAAAGGUUUUAUGCAAAUGCGAGCUCGAGAAUGCUUUAUUAAAUGACACUAACAAAACGUCACUCGAGAGAGAUGCUAUUACGCUAUUGUAUGCUAACUACUUUAUAAUUCUUUGCAGCCAAUUGUUUUCUAAUUAAACCAUCAUGAUAGAAUAAUAACGCGCCAUUCCAAAGUCCAUGAUACUAAAAAAUUAUAUUUUUAAUUAUUGGAAAAACAAUAUUACGCAAAAAUAAUUUGUUACUAAUUAAUGGAAAUUCUUUCGUUCGUAAAUCUCGAAGUCCUAUAUUGACGAUUCACGUUAAUCUUUAUUGGAUUUUCUAAUGUAAUGUACUAUUCAACGUAAUUGUAAAAAGUGAUUAAUUUCAACUGAUAAAAUUAUUUACAAAAUUUCUAAUUCUUCAGUGAGCAAACUAUCCGUAUAUAGCAAUAGAAAAUUUGAUUAAAUAUUGCUUAUAAAUUAACAUUAUUUGUGUUCACAUCUAGAACAUUUAAGCUGUACAAUAUCAACUAAAAGUUAUUGAAAUUUAAACACAGCAGAUUACUUAAAUUAAUCUCCACGCGCAAAAUAAAAUAUAAAUAAAUAAAUAAAAUAGAUCAAUUUGGAUUACAUAAGAAAUUCAACUAUUAUAAAGUAACCGAGUAACGUAUAAAUUUUGUAAAAUAUUUAUUGCAGUUGUAUUAAAUAUGUAACAACUUACUCAACAGAUAAUGUUCUUUAAACAUUUUUUUACUUUACUUUUUAAUUAUACAUUCUACCAUUUAUUUAAAGAAAUAAGAUUUAUGUUUAUUAAAUAUUUAUGUUACAUUAAGUCCAUGGCCAAACCAGCAAAGUUAACUAAAUAAUAAUCAAAAAAA